Molecule: messenger RNA, 192 nt
Organism: Protopolystoma xenopodis
Lineage: Eukaryota; Metazoa; Platyhelminthes; Monogenea; Polystomatidea; Polystomatidae
Source: the annotation of a GenBank genome assembly
AUGAACACAGGAAGACCGGGCGUGACUAAUCAAAAGAGAAAACACUAUUUUUAUCGUAUCCUUUGGACGUGCUUGACUCAUCGUGUUGUUUCUGUUGCUUUUAGACCCUCGUCGAGUAGGACACCCUUACCAAAGUCGGACCCAGCCGAAGCGGAAGAAGCCAAGAACUUCCUUCAGCCGGCACCAGGUUAG